CCUAACUCGCUGUAACUUAACAGAGGUGGCUGCGUGAUCACACACUUUCAUCUGUAGCCAAACUGUUUGGAGACCAUGUUCCUAUUUAGCAAGGUUUUCUGAUCAAAACCGGGAAUGCAACCACAUCCUUGAUGUGUCCAGUGAUCAACAAAACAAGGACUCUUCUGUCUUCCCAUGGAGAGCUCUCCACAGAACUCUGCCAUCCAUGAACAUCCCUAAUGAGGACAGAGGGACACUCUUUGUCCAGACAAAGACAUCCCACAGAUGUCAUCAAGCCACAGGUAGAAGUCUUCACUGCUUCCCGGAAGCAAGGCCAGGCUUUCAUCCUCCACCAUGAAGAUCGCUGUCCUCUGCUUUACCACUGUCUUCCUCACGACUCAAGUUCUAUCAGUCAGGGGCAAGUUCAAAGAAAUCUGCGAUCGCCCAAAUGGUGUUUGCCAAUUGUAUUGCCUUGAAACGGAAGUCUACGUUGGGAGGUGUUUAAAUAGACGACCGUGCUGCCUGCCCAUGGGGAAUCAACCCAGAGUUGAGGACGUCACACCCAAGAGCUGAAGCCUUUCGCUCGGAUCCCUCACAGCGUGUUUUAUCCUCGCUUCUC
Molecule: messenger RNA, 598 nt
Organism: Microtus oregoni (creeping vole)
Lineage: Eukaryota; Metazoa; Chordata; Mammalia; Rodentia; Cricetidae
Gene: Defb108b
Product: defensin beta 108B
Exons: 2
Coding region: 334-552 (72 amino acids)
Biological process (GO): innate immune response
Cellular component (GO): extracellular region
Source: RefSeq, a predicted model, not a curated record